GCCCUCUUACGUUUAAAGAUGACUAGCUUUUGGAUUACCGUGAAUUCGCCUGCGAUGAUGGUGGAAAUUUCAAGAUAAUUCGUGAAUUCUGACUACAACCGGUCAUCAUGAAUCGAGCGGUCAGUGUAUCAAACAUGGAGAAGCUGGCCAGGUCCUUUGAGGCCUUGAAAAAUCACCAGCAGAGCUCGACAUCAGUCGACGAUACGACGAGCACUGGCAAAGAUGCAAAGAAAAAAGAUGUAACACUAACCAAGAAGGAUUACAUUGCAAACCUGACUGUCAUUGCAGAAGGGAUUUCCACUGCUAAUUUCAGAACUCUUGGAGAGUUCCCCAAAUUUCUUGGGAUUGCUAUGGAGAUAUUUCUGACAUCAUGUAAUGAUAAUGAAUCAGAUAUCAGACUGAAAGCGGAUGAGUGUCUCAACAAAGUCAUAAAGGCUUGCAUGGAAAGCAGUUUAGGUCGGCUGCAGUUAGAGCUGUACAAAGAAAUUAAGAAGAAUGGACUUUCUCGAAGUCUUCGUGCAGCCCUAUGGCGAUUUGCAGAGAUGGCCCACCUGAUUCGGCCACAGAAAUGCAGACCCUAUGUCAUCAAUCUCCUACCAAGUAUUGCCAGGAUAUCGAGGAGACCUGAAGAUAUUGUUCAGGAAGCCUUGAUGAAUUUCCUCAUCAAAACUCUUCCAGUCCUUGGAUCUUUCCUCACGGACACAGAAGUCAAGAACCUUAUGAAGGUGUUGUUUCCAAACCUCAAGCAUACGUCAGCCACUACCAGAAGAACAGCAGCUAGGUGUAUUGUUCUUAUCUGUCAAUACGGUCGCAAACCAGCUCUCUACUUCUCGUGGCUUGUGCAAGCUCUCCUCAUGUUUGUAAUACCAGUGAAGGAGAGUUUUCCAGUUCAGAUCCACCUGGGUGUCCUGCUGUGCUUGCGUUACACCGUUCCUCAUCUGGUCAUCCAGAGGUCAAAGGAACAAGGGUUGAAGGGCAGCUUUGGGGUCACCAAGAAGGAAGAAGAGACAGGGGUCAAAGAUGAACAGCUUGUAAAGAUUUAUGAAUACUUGAUCCACUGUACCAAACAUGCUGACCACAACGUCCUGACUGCAACGCUAGAUGCCCUUCAGCAACUCUUGAAGGACCCACCCAAACCUUUGCUGGACAUCCUGAUGUCCAAGAAAGGGAUUGCAAGGGUCAGCAUCUAUGAGGACAAGGAGAAAGCAUCACCCAAGCAUGGAGAAGGACCUACUGCAACAGCCACAGAAGCGGAAGUAGGUAGCACUUUCACAUCCGACUCAGGACUCGAUGAAGACCAGUACUCUACGUCAGCACCGUCAGAGACCUCAUCUUCCGGUCUCGCGACCACGCCCACCUCUACCCCGUAUUCCUCCACCAGUCUAGAAUCCAUCCCCUCCUCUCUCUACUCCGCCACUCGGUCAGACCGCACCUCUAGGGAUCUCUCCGCUUUUGGUGACCAAAGCAGCGCCAGUCUUGCCGAUCUCGAACCUGAGAGCUCGGAGCUCAUUGUAGACGAUGGAACGUCGGAUUAUUCGAACAUGGCAAUCGGUGGUGAGGAGGACAACACGGGUGAUGUCGGCAGGAUAGAGGGUGGGAUGGAGAAUGGUGGAGAAGCCGUAGAGCAAGCGGUUGAAGCAAGUGAUUAUGCUGCUACAACGCCCUCUAGUGAUGAGAUCUUGGAUAGUCCAGGGGAUACAAAUGACAUCAGUCCUAUACGAGAGAGAACUGCCACCAUAGAUGAAGGCUCUCCUGAUGUAGAAAUGAAGUUUAGAGCUGGAGAUAUUGGAUCGUAUACGGAUGAGGACUUGCCACUGCGUCAUCUUCUACGUCUACUCUCCAGCUCUUUCUUGCUGACCGGCUAUCAGGGGUCACUUAUACCUGACCGCAAGGCAAGGGUCAGUGUCAAGGUAUUGGCCAUGGGCUGUGCUAGUCAUAUCAUUGGCAUGUACCCAAGACUCUUCUUUGACCAUCUCUUCAAAGGAACAGAACAGGGAGUGAAAGUAGAGGAUGAGCAAUACAUCCGUGACCUUCUCCUGUAUGUGGGUCACUCAGACCCCCAGCUGAGAGGACAAACCUUGAUGCUGAUUGGUCAACUGUUACAUGCCUCUCUGAUUGAAUCCAACUACCAGUAUUCUGAUUGGUGCUGGCAGAUAUGUGGAGAAACCAAUACAGAUCCAGUAAGCAUUGAGUAUCUUGUGUCCCUGCUCUCUUCAGCUGUCUCUGAUGAUUCUUCUGUCACUGCAAGAAGUAUAUGUCAAGCUUCCAAGCUGUGCCUUCAAGAGCUAUGCAGAAGUUGUCAUGGCAGCCUAGGCCUGACGUUGACCUAUGACCUAUUGAAAUUAACCAGCACAACCUAUUGGUUGGUACAAGUGGAGUUGCUGGAAUUGAUCAGUGGAUUUGACUUCAAAUUGCUUCACUAUCUUGAGUCAAGGAAAGUGGAAGAAUUGAGGAGGGGAUAUACAUUUAUGAGGGAAGAUAUACAAAGGGUCGUCCUAGAGGAGGUUGUAUUCAAGCUCUUAGGAAGCGAAGAUGGCAGAGUCAGAACUGCUGCUGGAGAUGCACUCUCCAAACUUGUACCAAAGCUGUUCUAUCCAGUGGACCAACCCCACCAGGAAUCCAUCUCAUCCCUAGCCAAGACCCAAGUCACUCGGUACCUGGACCCUGUGAUGAGGGACCUCCAGCCCUACACACCUGCCAUCACGUCCACCAUGGAUAACCUACCAGUAUUUCACAGCAGAGCUCCAGAGGGAGGGUGCACAUUCUCUGAAUCUGCCCUCUCUAGAAUGGUGGCUGUUCUCUUUGAUGUAAUGAGUAAUACCAUGUCAAGAUAUAGCACUUAUGGCUGUGUACGUGCCCUCGCCCGACUAUCGGGCAGUUUUCCAGUGACAGUCCACCCCAGUGCUUGGGGAUGUUCACAGAACCUUUCAUCUUUGUCUCGCUCUCAUGAAGGAUCUCAUCCUAAGCUACAGAGACAGAGUAGUCUUACAUACAAAGGAGGUUCAGGAACGAGUAUUGGAAGCACAGGCAGUGGAGCGAGCGCUGAGGAGUUGGCUGGAGGGACUGGAUGUGGGAGUCUACCAAUGGUUGUAUCUCUCCUCACAUCCUCAGUGUGUAUGCUAGACCUCGCAGCCCAACAUGACAUGCUGCAGCUGGCUACCAAUCUACUGCUAGGUGCUGCGGCCAACUCACUCAAGGGCAGCUCCUCCAAGAAGACCGCAUCUCCUGCCACCUCCCCAUCCCAGGAGGCAGAAGGGAGCGGAGAGACCUGGCAGUGCCUCAACAAUCGGCUCCUGGUCCCCAUCGUGGAGCAGGUCCUGCUCCAUGUCACGCGGCUCGUCAGUAUCUUCAGUCAUGUGAUUGAUAACCACCAACCAGGUCCAGCCAAGUCACAGACUGCACUUCCAUCAUUACCAGCUGGUCCUUCUCUUAGUCCCAUCAAGAGGAAGAGUAAGAUUGGGAGAGAUAAAGAUACACCAGACCAAUCACCAGCAACCCCUCAGAAUCCUAACAAACCAGCUUCAGAUAAGUCUGAUGCAUCUGAGGAGAAGAAGUCCACCAAGUCAACCUAUGGUUCAUUCUAUCAGCAUGCCCACUACAUGAGACUAUAUGAAGUAUUAAGAGGAGCAUAUAAGAACUAUAAGGCUACAUUAGAACUCACCAAACCUGACAAGUUUUGUCUCUUGCUAAAGAUGUCAUUAUCAUGCCUCAGUCAGCUACUAGAACUAGCUUCAAUCACAGAAGUUGGUCAUUACGUUGAAGAAAUUCUGGGCUACCUAAAGUCCUGUGUCACUAUUGAACCCACGAUGACCAUAUUGUGUGUUGAACAGCUGUUGAAGGCUUUAUUCUUCACCAACAUGGCAAGCACCCAAGAACUCUCCUCACCUCACCAUGCCCGAAAGACGGGUAAAGCUGCCCGUCUGACCUCCAACAUGAAACCUGGGCUAUAUCACGAUUGCUUCAUUGCACCAUACACCCAGUAUACUCAAUGCCUGGCUUCAAUGGGGCCUAAGCUUACCACUACACCAGAUGCAGAGAAUGAAAGCAUUGGGGUUUUUGGUUGGAUCAAAACCAGGGCAGACAGAAGAGCUAGUCUAUCUUCAAAGAGCAGCAAGGACAAGACUGCAGUUCAGAACUACAUUCGUCUGUUUGAGCCUCUAGUAAUCCGAGCUCUGAAGCAGUACACUGUGAGUAGUUGUGUGGUGCUACAGCAACAGGUCCUUCAUCUCCUAGCCCAGCUGGUCCAACUCAGGGUCAACUAUUGCUUACUGGACUCUGAUCAGAUUUUCCUGAAUUUUGUUAUCAAGCAGUUUGAGUACUUAGAAGAAGGGCUUGUCAAGGGAUAUGAAGUUUUGAUUCCACACAUCUUCAACUUCCUUGUUCUGUUAUCGUACGAGAGGUUUCAUAGUAAACCAGUUAUUGCAAUGCCGAAGAUUAUUCAGCUGUGUGAUGGUAUCAUGGCUAGCGGACAGCAAGCGUCUACACACAUUGUUCCAGCUCUGAAGCCUCUAGUCCAUGAUCUGUUCAUCCUGAGGGCCAAUAAUAAAUCAGAGUCAGCCAAGGAAUUGGACACUCAGAGGGAAGUGGUGGUUUCCAUGCUGCUUAGACUCAUUCACUAUAGUCAGGUCCUGGAGAUGUUCACAGCAGUUCUACAGCAGGCACAUCGCGAGAAUGAAGAAAAGUGGAAACGGCUCUCCAGACAAGUUGUAGAUAUGAUACUCCCUCUCCUGGCAAGACAACAGAUUAACCUAGACAGUCCAGUUGCUCUUGAUGUUCUCCAUCAUCUGUUAGGGACAGUGGCUCCCAGCUCACUCAGGCCUGUUGAUAUCCUUCUGAAGGCUCUUCUCUUAGUUCCAUAUGAUCAGGUCAGUGUUGUAUCCAUGCAGCGAUGGCUAGCCAUGGCUCUUGCUCUUUUUGGCGUCUUGACCACGCAGUCCAAGGAGGAAACCAUCCUGUCUCGUCUCCAAGAGCUAGGUUUGACCUCUGACCUCUUCAUCUGCGUACUGGAUGCACAGCAUACCAAGGAGGACGCCCUCAACGCCAACAUGACCCCUCCUGAGGAAGUUCUUGCCAGAUUCUUGCUGCAAAUUGUAGGAUUUACUGUCACCACUGUGCAAGAUUUCAGAUCCUCUAAGUCCAUAGAUGGGUCAGGUGACCAGUCACAUGACUUCCUAGCACAGGAGCUGUCCAGACUGCUUCUGUCUAUGACACACAUGUUUAAAUCUGGAACAUUUAGGAAAGUUGGAGUGAUGAUGGCUAGUCUAAUCUCCAGACCUCAGCAAUCGAAAUGCUGGUUUGCUCUGGACAGUUUGAAUGAAGCAUUCCAUUCACUUAUACAGACAGACCCAGUACUGGUGCUACAGUGGUGUCAGCUGCUCCUGCUACUCAACUUUGAUUCUACAGAUUGGUGGAUGCGGAUCCUGCACACCCCUAAGAAACCUCCUCUCUCCAAGUCCCUAUCCUCAGGGAGCCUGGAUCACCUGGAGACAAAUCUGGAGACAGAGCUCUCCACCGCAGAGGAGGUGGUCAAGCAAGGAGCACUUGUCCUUUUCUGUGAUUAUGUGUGUGAGAAUGAGGCGGAUGCAGAGCCUCUAUCAUGGCUAGUUGUCAACCAUGUUAAUGACAUUGUGCAGCUCUCCUAUGAACUACCCGUUCAAGAUCUUGUAAGUGCAAUUCAUCGAAACUCGGCCGCUAGCGGUCUAUUUCUUCGUGCAAUAAACAUUAGAUUCAAUCACAUGAACAACCCAUGUCUUGUGAGACAGACCCUGAGGUUGCUAGAAGGCAUUCACCUUACACAGUCAGGAAUGCUUCUGACCCUUCUGAUUGAAAAGUUCCUGACAACACACUGGCAGUCCAUUGCCAGGGUGGCUAGUGGGCUAGCGUGCCGCAGAGUGGAGAUGCUACUAGCUGAGAGGGUGGAUCAACACACGAGGGCGCAACUCACCCAUGAGGAAUUGACGAAACUUGAAGGCUUUCUUACUUCAAAUAGGCUAGCUCAAAAAAAUCAAAGAUUGAUGUCUUUACUAAGUAGAUUAAAGCUUGAUCUGACAGUAGAGGAACCGGCUCCAUCUCCUCCCGACCUACCCAGUGACUUGCCAAAGAACCUUGCCGAUGUCUUCCUUGAUAAGGAGUGGUAUUUGUCCAUUGUUCAGUCCUGUUGCUGUGGAACCAGUCCAUAUUCUUCAAGCAGAGACUGCGCUACCAUGCUAUCAAGACUAUCCUUUGAGGAUAUCAUGGCUAUUUUGACACUAGAGGACUUUGACCACACCUUGAUUGGAGAAUGCAUCAGCUUAGGAUUAGCACGCACCCAGCUCGGAGCACCUGAGCAUGCUCAAAGCCCUUCAAGUGCCCAGCCACCCGAUGCUACCCCAACAAGUACCGCGCCCUCAUCAAGUAACGAACACCCCCUUCAGGCAACACCAGUCGACGCCCUCCUGAAGGCAGCCAUGCCAACCCUCGUCACGCACCUGAAAUCAUUCGCUGCUCUCGUUCCUCGGCCGCAUCGGAUCCUUGAGCCGGGUUCUGAGAGCCAAGAUGCAAGGGAUUACUGUGCAAAGAUGAUGGAAUGUUUUCAGGAUGGAGUGUGGUGUCACCAGCUCAAUGAUAUCGUGGCAGCGUUGGCUAGGUAUUUUCUGGCCUGUAGGACAUUGAAGAUUGAUCUCGAUAUAGAAGCUUCUGAAUGUAUGAUGUCUCUGACGAUUGCAUCAUUAGAGCUUGUGAGUUGGAGUAUAUCAGAAGGUAAACCAAUAUCCUCGGCACAAGCUCUCGCUUCCAUAGAGUGCAUCGCUGAAAUACUCCAGCAUCCUGAGCUCUCAACUCUGAUUGGUGAUCCAGAUCAUGUGACCUGGUUCUGUUCAGCUAUUGGUAGCAUCUAUCACAUCAUCCAAGCAGGGAAAGUCUGGAAGGAAGAGCAUGAACCGUUCACUGUGCCAAAGCUUCAGGAAAUGCCAGGAUUAGAUUUAAGGUUUGAUCAUCAACUCCAAGCCUGCCAUCGGAUCUCUGAACUUGUGGAACUCUUGAAUGAAAAUAUGUCCCCCAAGGAACAGGAAGCCUUCCUCACCAAGACUCCUCAAUUCCUGAGGGAGCCCAUGAAGAGCGUGAUGGUUGGCCUUGCUCGCCUGCCCUCAGUCAAUGGCUUUGCAAGGACCCCUCCCAUCCUUUGGAAGAUGGGAUGGUGUCCAAGCCCCCUGGAACGUGCUCAGACCAACCUGCCUCCUAUACCCUUGGAGUUCCUCAAAGAAAAGGCCGUUCUCAGAAGCUUCAUUCAGAGGGUCAACUCAAUAGGAUGGACAAGCCGUUUUCAGUUUGAGGAGACCUGGGCUUCACUGCUAGGCUUAUUGAACCCUGCUGACAAUCCUGAAGAUGUCAUGAUUGAGGAGGAGAUGGAGCAGAAUGAAUUGAUGUGUUUAGCCAUACGAGGGAUCACCUCCUUGCUACUGAACACUAUCCUACGCCCCUCGGCCGGCAACCCCACCAACAGUCGACCCCUCUGUAUCCCACGACACGACAGCUUGCCCUUCCUUGCCACCAAGAAAGGUCAGAGGUUAGGUCGACUCCGAGUCCUUGUCGAACGAGAGAUGCUAGCUAUGCAAUCAACAAGAUCUCAAAAGACUUUGGUACCUGCUACAAGUACAGCGAUGGAAGGACCGUUUGAUGAGAUGCUGACAGCUAACAUGGAGACAGAGGGUAAUGAGGAUGAAUUCACAUUGGGACAGGUCUCCGUUCACGGCAUCUGGGCCAUCAACAACAUGAUCCUACCGCUGGUUGAAGACCAGAACCAGAACCGACCAGAAGCCAGCAUCAUCCCCCUGGGUCGUACAGCUAUCCCAGCCUCCCUCAGUAGGGUUCCGUCCAAUCUUGAUGUCCACUCCUGUCUGGUGUUGCUGCUGGAGGUAUAUGGUCAGUGGCUUGCCCCAGGCUCGGCCCGCAGGACAUCACUCAUGCUACUCUGUGAGACCAUCAAGUCAGUACUGCUUAUCUCAGAUAUAUUCACCGAGCGAUCUCAGUUUGAAUGGAUGUAUGAGACAUUGCUGGAGUUGAACAAGAUUCACCCUGUGGAGGAUGAGUUAGUGACGCAGUAUGUCAUCCCAGGCAUCUGCAAGGCAGCAUCCGUUCUAGGAAUGGACAAGGAUGUCUCUGAGAAGGUCAGCAAGCUUCUUGAGGUCACGUUACGGAGUACGCAUCUUCCCAGCCGAGUGGGGGCGCUCUACGGGGUACUCUAUAUCCUGGAGUCAGAUGCUGUGGAGGAUAUCCAAGUCUUUGUUCCCAUGGUAACCGAUUACAUCACUAGAAACAUCAAGGCUAUAUCAAAUUGCAGUAGUUCCGCUUGUCAGAAACAUGUCUUGGUGAUGUUGUCAGUAGCGUUCUAUAUCAUGGAGUACUACUCGGAUCUAACUGCAGGAUCAGACUUCACUAAAGCUAUCCUUCAGCAAUGUGUAGUAAUGGUGCUGAUGAGUGAUGAAUCUACUUCCUGGUUGGUUUACCAUGCCAUUAUGGUAGGCUUUGAGAGACUUCUAGUGGCACAUGCUCUGGGCUCGCAGGAGAGAGAUAUGCUCAAGAAGCUGAGCGUUGACAGGUUGUGUCUACCCUCCCCCAUGCAUGCCCUGUCAGCGUUGGGUCUGCUACUUACUAGUAUGUACACUGCUGAAGAUGGUAGAGGGAUGUCAACUGAUGAUGAUGACAUCCACCAUGAGAUGCAACCUCAAGAUCCUGAAGAAGUCCUUCUUGCCAUGGAGAGAGUUUCUAUCAUGUUUGAUAGGAUACGAAAGGGAUAUCCAUCAGAAGCAAAGGCGGUAGCGUUCAUCCUCCCUCCAUUCUUGAAUGACUUCUUUCCACCUCAAGAUAUCAUGAACAAAGUCAUAGGAGAGUUCUUAUCCAACCAGCAACCACACCCCCAGCUUAUGGCAACUGUUGUCUUCAAGGUGUUCGGUAACCUCCAUCGGAAUGGCCAGACCCAGUCUGUGAGGGAUUGGGUGAUGCUCUCACUCUCCAACUUCACCCAGCGUACACCGGUUGCCAUGGCAAUCUGGAGUUUGACAUGCUUCUUUAUCAGUGCCUCCACAAACAAAUGGCUCAGAGCCUUACUGAGUCAUGUGAUUAAUAGGAUGGGGAAGCUGGAGCCGGUGGAUCGCAAGUACUUUAUCCUUGCAGCUAAAGAUUUCUACAAUACUCAGGUAAUUGAUGAAGCAAGCCGGAGAGCCUUCACCGCUACAUUCCAGGCAGUCAGCACCACAGAUGCUGCCUAUGCACUGCUUGCCUAGAUAUCACUUUAUCAGAAUCGGUCCUUCAUGAGGAGUCUCCAGAGCCAUGGCCUUGUUUGUCCAGGAUGUCAUAAAUUGGCCGUAACGAACUCGAUAGACCU
Molecule: messenger RNA, 9361 nt
Organism: Lytechinus pictus (painted urchin)
Lineage: Eukaryota; Metazoa; Echinodermata; Echinoidea; Temnopleuroida; Toxopneustidae
Product: huntingtin-like
Exons: 58
Coding region: 108-9260 (3050 amino acids)
Cellular component (GO): cytoplasm; nucleus
Source: RefSeq, a predicted model, not a curated record